Notolabrus celidotus (New Zealand spotty) is the source of this 1665-nucleotide messenger RNA. It is a transcript of the gene idh3b, whose product is annotated as isocitrate dehydrogenase (NAD(+)) 3 non-catalytic subunit beta. Gene Ontology annotation, biological process: isocitrate metabolic process; tricarboxylic acid cycle. Gene Ontology annotation, cellular component: mitochondrion. The record is from RefSeq and is a predicted model, not a curated record. The transcript has 11 exons. NCBI's taxonomy places the organism in Eukaryota, Metazoa, Chordata, Actinopteri, Labriformes, Labridae. Gene Ontology annotation, molecular function: magnesium ion binding; oxidoreductase activity, acting on the CH-OH group of donors, NAD or NADP as acceptor; NAD binding. Bases 87 to 1235 code for a protein of 382 amino acids.
CUCUUCUUCUUCUACUGUCCUGUAGUCUGCGCAACACCACUGCAGCACCACAAAAGAAGAAGUUCAGUCACUGCACGCCUGUAACGAUGGCGGCCGCCUUGAGAGGAAGCUUGGUAACAUUGGUCAAGGGCCUGAGUGGCCCCAGGUGGCAGCAGUUGGCCUCUCGACCACUGAGUGUAACCGCUGGUCUCUGCAGCCCAGAGGCCCCUCCAGCCCGUGCCGAUGCUACUUUCAAGGUGACAAUGGUGCCAGGGGAUGGAGUGGGACCUGAGCUGAUGACUGCAGUCAAGGAAGUGUUUAAGGCAGGAGAUGUCCCCGUUGAAUUUGAGGAGUUUCACCUGAGUGAGGUACAGAACAUGGCAAGUGAGGAGAAGCUGGACCAAGUGUUGACUUCUAUGAAGACCAACAAAGUGGCCAUGAAAGGAAAGAUUCACACACCCAUGGAGUUCAAAGGAGAGCUGGCUUCAUAUGAGAUGAGACUGAGGCGUAAACUGGAUCUGUUCGCUAAUGUGGUUCAUGUGAACAGCCUGCCGGGCUACAGCACCCGCCACAACAACCUGGACCUGGUGAUCAUCCGUGAACAGACGGAGGGGGAGUACAGCUCCUUGGAGCACGAGAGUGUGUCUGGUGUGAUUGAAUGCUUGAAGAUCAUCACCAGAGAAAAGUCACGACGCAUUGCCAAGUUUGCGUUUGAUUAUGCCACCAAGAAAGGGAGAGGCAAGGUGACUGCUGUUCACAAGGCCAACAUCAUGAAACUGGCGGACGGCCUGUUUCUGCAGAGCUGUGCAGAGGUGGCACAACUGUACCCCAAAAUUAAAUACGAGAACAUAAUCAUCGAUAAUUGUUGCAUGCAGCUGGUCCAGAAUCCAUACCAGUUUGAUGUGCUGGUGAUGCCCAACCUCUACGGUAACAUCAUCGAUAACCUGGCAGCAGGGCUGGUUGGAGGAGCCGGAGUUGUUCCUGGGGAAAGCUACAGUUCAGAGUACGCUGUGUUCGAGACUGGUGCACGCCACCCCUUCGCACAAGCUGUUGGAAGGAACAUAGCAAAUCCCACAGCCAUGCUGCUCAGUGCUUCUAACAUGCUCAGGCACCUAAAUCUGGAAUAUCAUUCCCAAAUGGUGUCAGAUGCUGUCAAGAGGGUCAUCAAACAGGGCAAGGUGCGCACUUCAGACCUGGGGGGCUAUGCCACAAGCGACGAGUUCACCCGGGCUGUCAUUGCUAACCUGACAGCCUGAGCACUGUAUGUGCGAAUCUGUCAGCUGCUGAGAUGCGCACAUGCUGUUUUAUUUACCUCCUGUUAACUGACUGAUUGUACGCAUACAGAAUAUUCCAGCCACAGCGAUUCCAGCUUUAACGCUUUAAAUGUAGACUUAACGCACAACUAUGAUUUUAACAAACUGGUUUACAGCUUAGAUAUCUAACAUGAAAAAUAAUGUGUUGAACAUUCAAGUCUUAUCAGUACAAAAAGUGUUUCUAUGCUGCUUACUGGCUUUUUUUUUCUUUGGCAACAUUCUGUAAUUUCUCCUGAAUGGUUUUAUGUCUGGACAUUAACCAGGAGUCAAAACAUGAUGUAUGUAUACUUGCAUAUUAUUUAUUAACUUCCAAUUUUAAGUUUUCUUUCAUCUUCAUUUAUGCUGAGAGAUAAAUAAUAAAUGAGAUGUGACA